Dermacentor andersoni is the source of this 3346-nucleotide messenger RNA. RefSeq lists its product as uncharacterized. The record is from RefSeq and is a predicted model, not a curated record. NCBI's taxonomy places the organism in Eukaryota, Metazoa, Arthropoda, Arachnida, Ixodida, Ixodidae. Gene Ontology annotation, molecular function: protein binding.
GUUUUCUCUUCACGCCAUUUUUUUCUCCUGGCCCUGGCCCUAUCUGGCGCCCAACGUCUGUCCUGACUGCCGCGCGGUGUUGUUUUGAACGUUUCGCUGUGCAGUCAAGCACUUUCAUCAUGAUAUUUUAUUUUGUUGUACUAGUCGCUAUUUGUGGAGAUGCUUUUGCCAGCCGCCAUAAAUAUAACUGUUCGGACCAUUCAGCAAAUGCAAGUGUUGAUAAUCAACAUUUUACGUGCGUGACAAAUGGAACAUACAAUUUUGUGAUUGAGUCCAAAGGCCCAGGGUUGUACCUUAGUAUGAAACUGACAAUGUUCUCAGGAGAUACCUUCUCUUUGAGCAGCAAUAGAAGUGGAAAUGCUUCUCAAAAUAUCAUAACCCUGAAAGGAGAGCAGCACUCAUAUCCUGUUACAUACUUCAUUCCUGCAAGUAUUGUGACAAUUUCUACUACUGUGAAUGAGAGCAGCAAGGUAUCUAGAACAUUCACCGGCAUGUUCCAUGAAGGUUGCAAUGCCAAUAUAUCAUCAAGCACCCCUGUGUACCAUUUUCCUCCUUAUGUCAAUGGCAGUGGGGUUGUGGUAUGCCACAUCACAAUCCAUGCUUCAGAUUCGAAAGAACAUAAUGUAUAUGCAUCACUGGACUCUGUCAACCUCAAGGGAAGGAGCACCAUCAACAUAACUGGGAAACCAGCUAUGUUUCCUGCAAUUUUGAAAGCUGGAGAAUCGCCUCGGUUCGACUUCAUCGCUGAAUCUAUCCAACUUGAUCUCACCCUGGACCUGAGCAUUGCGAACCAAAGUGGCACUGUCCUUCUCGACGCUGUUUACAAAAAUUGCAGUGGCAUGAUCGAGAUGUUAUCGGAUUCUGCAGACGUGCUUUAUCUGCCAUCGAACUUGAAUGACUACCUUCUGCAACGUCUCAACUGUCGCUGGGUGAUCCGUGGCCCAGAUAACAACUUUCUUGGCUUAGAUGUGCUUGGUUUUUCACUCGCUGGUGCCCAGGACCUCUUAGUUGUCACAGAUGGUGGCAGGAGGGACUCACCUGUUGUCCUGCAAGCCUCGCAGGGUGAUGCACAGCAUGUUACUGGCCUUGUCUCUCGUACCUCUAGCAAGUACAUGUGGAUUUCAUUGACGGUUUCCGAGUACAACACCAGUGACACUUUCGCUGCUCGAGCCAGUGUAUCAGCUGAAGGAGGCCACUAUCGUGAUGAGGCACUUAAUGUGCACAUUACUGAAGCAAGCAAGGACUCUGUCUAUCUCCUCGAAGUGAAACCAGAGAAGCAGAUCCUCCUGUCUGUAAAGGCAUCACUCCAGAGCAGUGCUUCAGUUGAGGUGGUGUCGGACUUUUACAAAAAUGAUCCAGUGCUUCAGAAGUUUUCUGCGGGAACUGAAGGCUACCCUGUAGCAUCCCUCAAUAACCGGCUGAUGCUCAGAGCCCAAGGCUUUAUGAAGGGGGAUACCUUCAUGUUCAAUUUUACUGGUGUUGAGCCAGGUUGUCAUUCAACAACUCUUGGUACAAGAGGAUUUUACAGCUUGUCCGACACAUGCAGUGCUUUUUGCUCAUGGGCCAUUAAUCCUUCCAACAGUUCAGAGAAAACGGAGAAGUUCACUCUGACACUUAAUCAUCUGGAUCUUGACAAGAAUGACACUGUUUCCAUAAGUUCAUUAUCGCAGCCACACAAGCCUGUGCUGCAACUAAAUACAUCAUUUUCUUCGUUGGCACCUGUGGAAAUGAGCUCUGUUAAUGGUGCCUAUGUAAUAAUCAAACGCAACAAAUGUGCUCAGGCAAACAGGACAGUUGCUGCUGGUUCUCUGUCUGGUGUCUUAGGUUCAAGCUUUGCUCCAAAGUUGGUUCCAGGAGUUAGCUACUCCUUCAAGUCUCCAAUGUUCCCUAACCAAUAUCCCCUGAAUAGCACCCGCUCGUGGACUUUUAAUGGAACAGGCAUUGGUGGAUUUCACUUGACCUUCUCAUCUAUGGACAUUGCUCAGGGCCAUACCUUAAACCUUGCAAGUGGAAACCAGUCUGUACCAUUGGCAGGGUCUACCCUUCCUGCUGAUAUCGUCCUCGAAAAGUCAAAAUUGUAUGCAGAGUUUUCAGCUCCUGUUCAUCAAGGAUAUACAACUGGUUAUGGAUUUGAUGCACUUUUAACACCACUUGAUAUUGUCCAGGUUGUUGGUAAAGAAAGCGGCCAAGUGGCAACACCAUCAUUCCCUGCUCUCAUCAAUGACAGUAAAACUAUAUUGUGGUCUGUCUAUGUUCCCAACUUUGAACCCAAGAAGAUCUCAGUAGCCAUACUGUUCAACGUAUCCCAUCUGCACAAAUCUGCAAAAGCUCCAGGGACUCUGACUGUGUAUGAUGGGAGCAGUGUUAGGAGCCCUGUUCUGGGGAAUGUGACAGGAGAAAACCUGCUGAGCCGUACUGAUACAAUCCUGGUGAAGUUUGUCACUGUGGCUGGAAAUGAAUCUGGUGCUGCUUUGCAGCUUAAUUUCACCACUUACAGGUGUAAUGUGUCAGACACAUGCAACAACAGCAAGAUCUGUAUCCAUGAAGAUUGGCGUUGCAACGGCAUUAAUGACUGCGGUGAUAACACUGAUGAGGUGGGCUGUGGUUAUCAUCCAACGCCUGCACCAUCACCCACCACUCCAAGCCCACCCGGACCAACCCCUUCCAAAGGUGGAGUUUCAGUGGCUGCUUUUGUCAUCACAGUUCUGCUGGCACUGGUGAUAGGAGCCGCUGGAGCCCUCUUUGUGCCAGUAUUGGUGCGGCGGUACCGAGCAUAUCGGUACUCUCGUUUUUCAAAUGUUGCAGUCUCCGAAUAAUUUAACUUGUCUUCUGGGUUUCCUGUAGGGCUGCAAGUUUUCUUUGAUUAAAUAGUGGCAAAUCUUUAGUAAGUUGCCACUCAUCCUUAUUGCCAGCAUCAUGUGUGUAAUGUGAUAUCCUUUUCUUGACGUUGGUGGAAAUGGAGACAAACUGGAGCUCUGAUUUUUCACCCAUUGUAUUGCAUGAUAUGCAUUUAUUUUUUGUGCUAUUCUUGGUUCAGUUUGUCUAGAGUAAUCUCUCAUGCAUUUUCUUGAUCUAAAGUAAUGUUUUCUUUCUCUAGUUUUGUGGUUGUUGGUAGUUGAACAUUUUAGCCAUUUUUGUGGUUGUUGGUAGUUGAACAUUUUAGCCAUUUUUGCACUGUCUGCAGGAGAUAAUGAUGUUGGUUUGCUGGCAUAACAGGCAUUGUGAUAACUGUUGCUUUCCUAUUGAUGCCAGUUUUUUUUUUUAAGAUUAGACAUUGUCUGCACGAUUGUAAUACAUAUGCAGUGUGAAUUUGUUAUAUGUGAAUAAAGGUGUAUUCAAGAUUCUA